Molecule: messenger RNA, 3801 nt
Organism: Ipomoea nil (Japanese morning glory)
Lineage: Eukaryota; Viridiplantae; Streptophyta; Magnoliopsida; Solanales; Convolvulaceae
Exons: 24
Coding region: 201-3467 (1088 amino acids)
Biological process (GO): regulation of exocytosis
Cellular component (GO): plasma membrane; cytoplasm
Molecular function (GO): syntaxin binding; myosin II binding; GTPase activator activity
Source: RefSeq, a predicted model, not a curated record
ACCAACACCCCGGAUACAGUUGGAGAGUUUUGGAGCGUGCAACGAACUCACUCUACGAAGAUCAUUGAAUGCCAUCAUUCGCAUCAGGCAAAGCGCGAGGAGCAUUUUUGUGACAAGGCGGCAAGGCUUUGCAGUUACAGAAAUUUCAACGAACAAAAGAAGGCACAAAGGAGGAGCUAUUCGUCUUCUAUGAGAGCAAUAUGUUCGCUAAAUUAUUCCAAAAGUUUUCUUCUCCACAGAAUGAGCCACGGGAAACUCCAAAACUACCAGCACAAAUUGCUGUUCACUAUGGGAUUCCAGCUACUGCAUCUAUUCUGGCUUUUGACCCUAUUCAACAGCUUUUAGCGAUUGGGACAUCGGAUGGUAGGAUUAAAGUUGUUGGAGGUGACAAUAUUGAAGCCCUUCUUGUAUCUCCAAAGCCAGCGCCUUUCAAGAAUUUGGAGUUUUUGCAAAACCAAGGUUUCUUAGUGAGCAUCUCAAAUGAAAAUGAUAUUCAGGUCUGGGAUCUGGCAAGCAGACACUUAUCUUCAAAAUUAAAGUGGGAAUCAAACAUAACUGCAUUCUCUGUUAUCUAUGGCACUCAUUACAUGUAUUUAGGGGAUGAAUAUGGAUAUUUAUCUGUGCUCAAAUAUGAUGCAGGGGAAAGAAAUGUUGUACAAUUGCCAUAUUAUGUGCCUCCAAAUCUUGUAGCUGAAACAGUUGUGAGUUCAAUGCCCGACCAACUAUCUAUUGUUGGGUUGCUUCCCCAUCCUUGUUCAUUUGGAAAUAGAGUCCUAAUUGCUUAUGAAAAUGGAUUACUUAUUCUCUGGGAAAUUACAGAAGAUAGAGCUGUUUUUGUUAGUAGUCAAAACCAUCUUCAACCAAAGGAAAUUUUUGUUUGUACUCAAACAAACAUGAGCACAGUGCAUGCAAAUGAUUCCAAAGAUCAUGACCAAGAAGAAAAGGAAAUAAGUUCCCUUUGUUGGUUGUCCUCUGAUGGAUCAAUUCUUGCUGUUGGUUAUGUAGAUGGUGACAUUUUCCUAUGGAACUUAUCUGUGCCAGACUUUAGCAAAAGCCCUAAGACUGAAAAUCUGUCUAACAAUGUUGUUAAGUUGCAACUAUUAUCAGGAGACCGAAGGCUUCCUGUUACUGUUUUGGAUUGCUCUGCUAACAAAUCUCAAAACAGUUUAAGAGGCUACCUUUUUGUCUAUGGUGGUGGUGAAAUUGGAGCUGAAGAGGUUUUGACGAUCCUGAAACUUGAUUGGUCAUCUGGACUUGCAGCACUGAAAUGCAUCGAUAGAGUAGACCUUACACUUAGUGGAUCAUUUGCUGAUAUUAUUACUGUACCAAGUCCUUGUGAUACAGAGAAUGACAACAGUUCACUUUUUAUAUUGACAAAUCCCGGAGAGUUGCAUUAUUAUGAUAAAACUAGCCUGUCUACCUUGAAAUCUGAGCCAGAGAACAAGCAUAAUGCUCACAGCAUUCAAUACCCAGUGGCCAUACCUACUCUCAACCCAUGCAUGACUGUGGCAAAAUCAUGUUCUAUGGAUAGGAAAUGGAAUUUCUCACGAACUUCCUCAAAGUCUAAGAAUGAAGAGGAAUCAAAGUGGCCUCUAACUGGUGGUGUUCCUAGUCAAUUGUCUUUAACUGAAGAUAAUGGUGUUGAGAGAAUACACAUAGCAGGAUAUCAAGAUGGAUCUGUCCGAAUCUGGGAUGCCACAUACCCAGUUUUGUCACUUAUGUUUGUUAUCUCAUCUGAGGUGAAGGGCAUUGAAAGCACUAGUACCAGUCCAGCAAUAUCAGCUCUGGAUUUCUCCUCCAGUUCUUUGAGUAUUGCUAUUGGCAAUGAAUAUGGCCUAGUUCACCACUACAUGUUUGGUACCAGCUCUGGCUCUGAGAAAAUAAGCUUGCACUUUGUUACAGAAACCAAAAGUGAAGUUCACUCUUUCCCAAGUGGGGCUGGGUAUCAAUGCAAAGCUAUCUUUUCACUUCUCAAUUCCCCAGUGUGCAUCCUGAAGUACAUUGCUUCUGGGUCCAAACUUAUUGUGGGGUUCGAAAGCAGCCAGGUUGCUGUACUUGAUGUUGAUUCACCAUCAGUUUUGUUUCUUACAGACUGUGUUUCUAGCUUAAGGUCUCCAAUCACUUCUCUUUCUGUGAAGACAUUUCCAGGUAUCCGUCAGAACAUUCUGAACCCUGAAUGUUCAACCUCAUAUGAAGUUGCAGAAGAGCUUGCUUUUGCCUUGACCAGAGAUGGACACAUAAUUUUAAUGGAUAGCAACACUGGCAAUGUGAUUAAUUCUCAGCCAGUACAUCCAGAGAAACUGACAACUUCAGUUUCUUUACAUAUCCUAGCAGAGAGCAAUACAUCUUUUGACAAAGAGUCUGACAAGCAUCCAUUGUUCAAGGAUAUUGAAAUUAAAGAUCAAUCAGCGCAAUCUGGUGACCAUGAUCCCAUAGAUCCUUUGAAGCCUUCUCUAAUGCCUAAUGCUACAGAUGCCCAGAUUUUGGUUUGCUGCGAGGAUAUUUUAUAUUUGUUCUCUUUAAACUCUGUUAUUCAGGGUAAUAACACUACUCUCCAUGAAGUGAAUCUUGCUAAACCUUGUUGUUGGACUGCUUUGUUCAAGAAUGAUGGUAGAGAAUAUGGAUUGAUCUUAGUAUACCGGACUGGAGAUAUUGAAAUCAGGUAUUUGCCAGAUCUUAAAUUGCUGGGAGACACAUCACUAUUGUCAGUACUCAGGUGGAGCUUCAAGACAAAUGUGGAGAAGACAAUUAGUUCUCCCAGUAAAGGGAUUAUUUCACUGGUCCAUGGGUGUGAAUUUGCCAUUUUGGCAUUGUGCUCUGGAAAGGACUUUAGGAUUCCAGAGGCGUUGCCUUGUCUUCAUGAUAAAGUCCUUGCUGCUACAAAAAAUGCAGCUGCUUGUCUAACCCAAAAUCAAAUGAGUAAAAAGACUACUGUCAACAGUAUGAUUGCUGAUUUCUUUAAGGGGCUUAAAGGGGAAAAAGGAGAGCAGGAUAUUGAUGAUACUGAAACUCGGGAAACUUUUAUUGCACAUCUAGAGAAAAUAUUUUCUAGGUUUCCUUUCUCAGACCCUCUUACAAAUGUAAUGGAUGACCAAGGCAACUUGGAAUUAAACUUAGAUGAUAUUGAGAUUGAUGAUCCCAUUCCCAUAUCAUCGUCAUCUCAUCAGAGCAAUACUAGCAAACAAGAAAAUGAAAGACAGCGACAAAAGCUAUUUGAAGGUGGGUCCACUGAAACUAAACCAACACAAAGGACACGUGAAGAAAUCAUUGCCAAGUAUAGGAAAGGGGAUGCCGCCACUGCUGCCUCUGCAGCAGCAGAAGCAAGAAAUAAGCUUCAUGAGCGCGGGGAGAAACUUGAGCAACUGAGUGAACGAACUGCAGAGCUUCAAAGUGGGGCAGAAGACUUUGCAUCAUUGGCAAAAGAGCUGGCCAAGAAAAUGGAGAAACGAAAAUGGUGGAACCUCUAAAGCCAUUGCUGUCGAUUAAGCUGCACGUGACGAGAGUUGGUGUACAUACAUAUCAUAUACAUAUGCUUCAAUUAGUACCGUUUUAAUUAUCUCACAAAACAUUGAACUUACUAUUCUGGAGAUGAUGCGUUUAGUGAUGCAACGCUGAAGCCAUCAGGUGAGAGGACGGAGUCAAUGAAGAAAGUCAAAGCCAUACCGUGACUGUAAUGACUUGUGCAUGGCCGGCAGUUUGAACUUUGAAGGUAAGAACAAGCUUGUGUUGGAAUUUAUUAUGUAAAAGUAAAACACAAACAAUAAAAUAAAAAUAAAAUCCAAGUCAAACUUUUGAAUUCUA